CGUCUUUGUGCGAUGCGUCUGCGGUGAGGCAAUCAGUUCAAUCGCUGCAGCCAUGCAGCUGGCAAUGCAGAGCGAGCGAACUAGUGCACAGGCACACUCAGCUUUCGAUUCUCUUGCCGCCACGUCCGGUUCUCUCUGACAUGAAUCUGUACAAGUCCAGCGCACAGGCAAUCACGCACUAGCCAUGCAGCGCCCCCACGCCAGCCACGCCAAUGAUGGGACCAUCCCCUCCAUUGUGGCAGCUCCCUCUGCAGCUCAUUCGUUCUACACAUCAGCUAUCGGUGGGCCGACCUGGCGGACAACGAUGCACCCAACACACACCACCGGCAGUGGAGAUACGCGCGCAUGCAAGGUGGCCAAACCGUACCUUGUCGUUGUCUUUUAGGUGUCAAGCGGCUUGAGAGUGAGUCGAUCCCACUGUUCCCCCCGGCCCCACUCGACGUCGAAGCGCCCGUCCAGCCCUUCGAUGGUGUCGCCGUGCGUCCGCUCCUCCACCAGCCGCUUGAAGGAAUGCUCUCCAGCUGGCCACAGCGCGAACUGAAGCCGCUUGAGGCCACGGAUCUUGAGCAGCGACUUGAUGCACGCAAUGCUGAACUCGCCAGCAGCGCCGCCAUCGCCGUCGCCCAAAUCCUGAGGUACUGCACUCAUACAGACAGACAGACAGCAUAUAAGCAGCCUCGGAAGCUGAUGCAGCCGAUUGCUUCCAGCUCACCUUUGACGGCAAUAACCAGCCGUUUGAUGGUCGGCAGCUGGUCCGCUAUGUCACCCCACGAGAGCCCCCCUUCCCCCACACCCGUCACCCGGCCGGCAUCGAAAUAGUCCAGGUCCCUCUCCCCGCCCACCGCCUGCACCACCCCCACCGCAUCUGCAUGAGUCGGGCAGGUCCCCCACAGAUCGAUGCUCUUCACGACGGGCAUCUUGGCCAGCAGCCUGCGGCUAAUCGCACACCCCUUGCUGCUGUGGCUCCGGAGGCGCGAUGCGGCGGGGAAUGCGUUGUGUGGCAUGCUCUCCAACACAACGGGGUCGAGCUCAGCGUCAGCGGCAGGCUCCAAGUCGUGCGGCGCCGUGACAGUCACUCCCUUGGCGUUGGGGAACGUCAGGCACUGUGCGAGGACGCUCGCAGCCGUGCUAGGCGCGUGGAGAGGGGCGGUGAGAUGGCGGGGACGGAUGGUGAAGUAGGCAACUUGUGAUGCGGCUGCCAGCUGCUGGAUCUGCUUCUGCACGAAGAAUGAGGGGGCGGGAAGGGUGGGGACGUCGCCCAGAAGGCCAAGGUCGAAACUGUCGAUGCCGGCCUUGAUGCCGACGGGGAUGUCGGGCCUCACGCACACGGCACGGGUGAAGGUCUCGAUGGCCAAGAGGGUCUCAAAGAUGCGGCUGUCGAUAAGAUGAAACUGCACCUUGACGCUGAGCUUCUUGAUGGAGCGACAGCCACGAUCAACAAGAACGGCCUGCACAGAGAUACACGCACAUACCAUGCAAGCUCUCGCCCACUCCUCUGUCUUGUGCAUCUCGAAUGCUUCGUCGCAUACCUGAAGGCGCGUUAAAUCCUCAGCGCUACCACUCAACAUUCUGAGGGUCCCAAUGUCUUCCAGCUGCGCCAAGGGGCCCGGCUGGCCAGCAGCUGCCACCGGGAUGAACCUCAGCGAGUCAGCCAUGACGUCAGUAUCGCACUCCACGUGCAGCUCCUUGAGGCUCCGCGACGUGCACACCAGCUCCCCCAACACCUUCGGCCACACCGUCCCGUCUGUCUGCACCCUCUCGAGAGACGGCAGCCGCCAAUGCCGCCCGCGGCCGAGGCAGGAGAGCUCGUCUCCGCCGGUGAGGGAUGUGAUGGAUGUGAGGGACAUGAGGGUGGGAGGCGGGUCGAGGGAAGGGGGAAGGGCCGCCGACUGCUGUCUGGCGGCUUUGAUGCCGCGAUACUCAUUCUC
This is a messenger RNA of Vitrella brassicaformis, 1928 nucleotides long. The record is from the annotation of a GenBank genome assembly. Lineage: Eukaryota; Vitrellaceae.